CUCACACGACAUUCUGUUCUCUUCUUAAUAUCUCUGAGACAGGGGAGGUUCUCUUUCUUCUUCUUCUUCUGGUCUCUUUUUUUUUGCUCCUAGCUGCCAUGUCUCUGCUCUCAAAUCUCCUCAACCUUAACCUCUCCGAUUGCACGGAGAAGGUCAUUGCCGAAUACAUAUGGGUUGGAGGAUCUGGUAUGGACAUCCGGAGUAAAGCAAGGACGCUCUCAGGGCCUGUCAGUGAUCCCAGCAAGCUUCCAAAGUGGAAUUACGAUGGUUCAAGCACGGGUCAAGCUCCUGGGGAAGACAGUGAAGUGAUUCUAUAUCCUCAAGCCAUUUUCAAGGACCCUUUCAGGCGGGGGGACAACAUUCUGGUCAUGUGUGAUUGUUACACACCUGCUGGCGGGCCGAUUCCCACCAACAAAAGAUACAAUGCUGCUAAGAUUUUCAGCCACCCUGAUGUUGCUGCUGAAGAACCUUGGUAUGGAAUAGAGCAGGAGUAUACUCUUCUUCAGAAAGAUGUGAAAUGGCCUAUUGGGUGGCCUGUUGGAGGCUAUCCUGGUCCUCAGGGUCCAUAUUAUUGUGGUAUUGGUGCAGAAAAAUCUUUCGGGCGUGACAUAGUCGACUCCCAUUACAAAGCCUGUCUUUAUGCAGGGAUUAACAUAAGUGGUAUCAAUGGAGAAGUCAUGCCAGGACAGUGGGAAUUUCAAGUUGGUCCUGCUGUUGGCAUCUCUGCUGCUGAUCAAUUAUGGGUUGCUCGCUACAUACUGGAGCGAAUCACUGAAAUUGCGGGCGUGGUGCUUUCCUUUGAUCCAAAGCCAAUUCAGGGUGAUUGGAAUGGUGCUGGUGCUCACACAAAUUACAGCACCAAGACCAUGAGAAGUGAUGGAGGGUAUGAAGUCAUAAAGAAGGCAAUUGAAAAGCUUGGCUUGAGGCACAAGGAGCACAUUGCUGCCUAUGGAGAAGGUAACGAGCGCCGGCUUACCGGACGACAUGAGACUGCUGAUAUCAACACCUUCGUCUGGGGAGUUGCGAACCGCGGGGCAUCCAUUCGUGUUGGCCGUGAUACUGAGAAGAAUGGCAAAGGAUAUUUUGAAGACCGAAGGCCGGCUUCCAACAUGGACCCUUAUGUGGUCACAUCAAUGAUUGCAGAGACUACCAUCCUCUGGAAAUCUAAUUAAUAAUGAGAGGCCUGCACCUUCUGUUGGAUUCUAUCAUAUUGCAUGGCAAAAUUCUCUCAUCUCUUCAUAUGUACUUCAGUUGGUGUUCUGGUUGUGGUAGUAGUUUGGAGUCAUUGCUCUAUACUGGGAGAGAGUAGGAAGGCAAAGAGUUUUGCCUAUACUUGGUUGUUUUCACUGCUUGAUAUUUUCAAUCUGUGAUGUCAGUAAUAGCAGGAACUAAUGGAUCUUAAUAACAUAAAUGCUCUCUCUCAAGUCUGAAAGCAGAU
Messenger RNA from Elaeis guineensis (African oil palm), 1438 nucleotides. RefSeq names its product glutamine synthetase cytosolic isozyme 2. Lineage: Eukaryota; Viridiplantae; Streptophyta; Magnoliopsida; Arecales; Arecaceae. The record is from RefSeq and is a predicted model, not a curated record. Gene Ontology annotation, molecular function: glutamine synthetase activity. Gene Ontology annotation, cellular component: cytoplasm.